AUGACCAAUCCCGAACAAAUUAAACAAAAGUUAGGUGAAACUACCCAGCAACUAGAAAAUUAUUUAGAACCUUGGCAAAGAGGUGCUUUAAUUUUAGCUUUACUCUAUGCUCUAUUUAUUGCCAUCUAUUUACUCACUAAAAAAGAAACUCCGGAACCGAGAGAACUAACUGAUAGCGAAAGAAAAAAAAUAGAAAAUUUAGCCGAAGAAAGAAUUUUAAAAAGAGCGGACCCAGAAAGCGAAAAAGAUAAACAACAACAGCAAAUAUUACUGAUUUUGUUAAUUAUUGGAAUAGGUUAUUAUUUUUUUGUUUAUCUAAAUAAUAAAAGAGAAGUAGCCAAAGCUGAAAUAAAUAAAUUAUUUCGGACUAAUCCCACUAUUACUGUGACUGAUUUAGAUGCUAAUAAAAGUGUUAAAGAAGAAGCAAAACCGAAAAAGGCUAGAAAAGAAGCAAUUAAAGGAAUGGAGGAGUUUGCUGAAAACAAAGAGAAAGUAAAAGCAAAUCCUAUCCGAGGUGAGUUAGAUAUCAAAAACAAUGAACUAGACAAUAAUGCCCUUUUCUAUGGAGCACCGCGAACUGGAAAAUCAGUGAUGGCAGAGAAAUUAGCCUAUGAAGCUGAUAAAUAUCCAUUAGUAGUAAUUCAGGGUUCAACAUUAACUCCUAAAAAAACUGAUGCGGAUAUUGGUGCUACUUUACUGCUAAAAUUCAUUUUUACCAUCUCUGAUAUAACUCAUAAGUUAGUAGACGACUUUGGUUUCGAAAGGGAAGCGGAUGGCGAAGUACGUUAUAUUCUGUUUAUUGACGAAGCCGACCAAAUUUGCACUACGCAAUCUUUACCUCCCAAAGAUGCUUCUUCUCAACUAACUUUCCUCAAAGAGUGCAUGGGUAGUGAUGAUAAGGAAGAAGAAAGCAAGAAUCUUUGA
Messenger RNA from Funneliformis geosporum, 924 nucleotides. Lineage: Eukaryota; Fungi; Glomeromycota; Glomeromycetes; Glomerales; Glomeraceae. The record is from the annotation of a GenBank genome assembly.